GCACAAUUUCAUAUGUGCGUUACAUUUGAUGACAUCCAAUGUUAUAAGUGCAAAUGGAGAUUGCAACAGAAAUAUUUCAUUACUAGCUGGCCAUUAAACUCUCGCCAUCUUACUAACAAGGUUUCAGAAACCUGGAGAUUUUAGCAAUAAGUUAAAUCAGAUUACUUAUAAUUGGCGGAAAAUUCUUUGAGUCCAUAUUUCGUAAUGCAGUGGAAAUCUAAGAAAAUUGAGGCAAAGGACACUACUUUCAAUCCUGACAAUAUUGGUGAUAUCGACUUCAGUAGUGAAGAUCUUGAACAGGAAUUACUUGACUUAUUGCAUGAUGAUCCAACCCUUGAGAUUUCUAAUAAAUCUUCGUCUUUUGAUCAGGAUGAAAAAAACUGUGAUGAAGACGAUGAAUUGUUACUUGCUGAACUAGUAAAAUCAAUGGAAAGUGGGAAAUCUCCUGUACCGAACAGAGCUAAUAAGAUGGAUGAAUUAGAAAUCAACGAAGAUAUUUUCGGCAAUCAAAAGACAAGUACUGGUAGUACUUCCAAGCUGCCUCAUCAAACAUCGGGGUUCGAAGGAAGUGAUUUUGGAUCGUCAUUGCUGAGUUCUCCAAGAAACAGUGGUCUGACGACGAAUUCAAAGGUAAUUAUCAUGCUUUAGUUUGUUGCUUUAUGUAGAUAUACAAAAUACGAGUUGCGUUUCUUAUUUGUUAGAAAUUUUAGUGAAGGACCGUUUUACAUGUCAAAGAGUAUUGCUUUAUACACUUAACAAAAGCUUUUCUCUCGUAAUGAAUCUCCUCACUGUUGACAUAUACAUAUACAUACAUAAUUUCAAGGGCAAAGUUGCUAUACUGAUACUUAUAGAUUAGGUAUAUAAAAUCGCGUCAUAUUAUUAGGAUUUAAAUACAGAGGAAGACGAGGGUAUCAUCGAAGAAACGUUCACAAUGUUUUCGUAAAUUUCUCUGUCGUGUGUCUUAUGUUUCAUCAGAAAUAUAACGCUGUUGUCAAACCAUACUCGGUUAUAUUUAAAAUUCAUAAGUCAAAUAAUUAUAUAGAUCGCAUUCAGACAUUGGUGUAUACAACGUACCACGGAAUUAACGACUGAACGUCAUUUAACACAUUAGUGAUAGAAUGUUAUAAAUUUUUUAGGUCAAGAUUGAAGUCUAGAUGUGAUUACCAGGUUCGGUUCUUGUUCGCCAUAUCAGAAGGUUAUAAAUAUAUCUAUUUGAAAUGGCUGUACCUUUACAAGGAUCCUUCUAUAGACCUAAUAAGUUUUGUAAUCCUCAAUUAAUUGAGCUUAAGAAGAAAACCCUGUCGCUGUUCAUUGUUCAUGGUGAACUGAUUUACGAGAAUUCACUUUGACGAUCCAAAUAUUCUGUAAAAGUCAACUUCGACGGUCUAUAAUACCAAAUAAAUGCUAUUUCCAUAAAAUAUGAGCGAUAAUUAUGAGUCAAUGUUGAUGAAAUCUACAGCAAUCUCACUGAUACUUAUUUUGGAAAGCAAAUAUUUUAAUUGAACACAUAUAUUCCAGAAAUUACAGAAUACGCAUUAAUUUACAAGGGUAAUUAGGUUGGUACAAUAUGGAUCCAACAUAUAAAAAGAAACGUAGAUUGUUUCAAAAUAUAUGAUACGUAAAUUGUUUGGGAUUGGAAACCUACUAAAAAGAUAUUGGUAAUGCGAAGCAUAUGGCGGUAACAGUUUCUAUAGCUAUUUUAAAAUAGACUGAAUAUCGAUAUUGGUGGCUACAUUGUCAUUCCGGGUAGCUUCGUCUAAUCAGUCGACUGGAAUACCGUCACUUCAGCUUUUGCCAACGGUAUAACAGCAAAAAAGUCAAGAUACAAAGUGGUUAGAAAUAUUAUACUUCAGACAUGCAACUCAGGCGAUCAGACCGCUAUCAAGGAAGAGUAAGUGUAGGGAUUGUCGUGUUGUAUGUAGAAUGACUUGACAGUUAAUCAGUGCGUGAAUUGUUUAAUCGGUUUAUAUGGGCUGAAUGGACAAUAGACAAACAAGCCCAAAUCGAUUCACACGUAUAUUAAAAUGUAUGUGCAUAAAAGUUGUCCUUAAUUAUUUGAAUCAGUACGAAGUAAUUAGUAGGAUCAAAAUGACACAUGAACGUUGGGCUUUAUACCAGUUCAGAAUGCCCUUGUUUGGGCGUUCGCUGUAGGCAAAUAAUAUAAAGCUGUUACAUCAUAACAGAUAACUUGGCGAUAAAAUGUUCAGAUAUUAUGAAAAUCUAAUAUUUUGUUUCUAUGUACUUCUUGUUCUUUGAUAGAACGGAACAAAUUGUGAUAACGACGAUGAAUUGUUACUUGCUGAACUAGUAAAAUCAAUGGAAAGUGGGAAAUCACCUGUAUCGAACAGAGCUAAUAAGAUGGAUGAAUUAGAAGUCAACGAAGGAGAUAUUUUUGAUGAUCAUAAAAUAAGUACUAGUAAUACAUCCAACAGUGGUUCAGUGACAAAUCCAAAGGUUGUUAUCAUACUUCAGGAUAUAUAUAUAUUACUAGUGACCUCAAUAAUAAAAACGAUUAAACUUCCAAAGUUCUCAUAAUCUCACUUGUGAAAUGGAAUAUACUUACAGGUGUAAGUACAUUUAAAGCAUUUUCAGGGGAAGCAUCGAUGCAGCGAACAAAGAAUGAGAGUGACUUUAUCUCACGGACAGAUUAUGGCAAAUUAUACCAGAGUCUGGAAAGUUUGCUGGUAAAGUAAUUCACAUGGUGAUAAGAUUUAGAAUAUUCUGGGAACGGUCGAACAAAUACUUUAUUCAUCAAAGUAUGUGACUCGUUAUUAUAGAGGUUACAAAUUAUGCAACCCAGAAGACGUUAGGACUUGUAGGUCUGUUUUGAGACCUGUUCUGUGAAAGACCAGUUGUAGUAGUUUUAACAUGUGCAGAACAAAAACUGGUAUGAGGAUAAAGUUUUUAUAAAUCGUUAAAAAUAAUGAUAAUUAUUACACAAACUCAUGAUGCUUUAAAUCAUUGUUUUUCGACUACAUUAACCUCAAACCAAUGAAUAGUUAUAAAUUAAAACUUACUUUAAUUACUUUUGCUUAUUACGAAACUAGAUAGUAUCAUUGGUUUCUGCACAAGAUUUUUGACUCGUAAAGUAGUGAUUGAUUUACAUAAAUUCUGUCCGUGAAAUAUCUAAAAAGUUUUGGAUUCGAUUACGUGAGUUAGGGGGUUAUAAAGGUGCUUAUUAUUGAGAAGUUUUAAACUAAGAAGAAAGCUGCUGAUUACGUUAAUACUAGAUAGGGUCUGGAUUACCCUAUUAUUGAUAUUCAGGACUGAAUCCCGAAGUGGGAUUCAGGUCUUGCGUUAUGUCCUAUUUGAAACUCGUACUUUGGAUCCAGAUUCAUGCUGCAUAUGAGUACCAUAUAGGGAGAAAUUCUCGUCCCAAAUUCCACUGCUAACCACAAUCCAUAUAUUCUAAAAACAAGUUUUUAAUGCUUCUAAGCUUUUAUCCGUCCCACAACUCGUUAUUGAUUUGUGAUAAGUGCUGUUUUAAUUUCCCUUUUACUGAACCUUAAAUUUUGUUGACUGAAAUUACAUUUUCUUAUUUAAAAUUAAAAUAUAUUUAAUUAACAACCGGCAAAGGUACCUUCAAAUAAUAAUGCUUUGGGAAAUAGUUCAGGAAGUACUUUAAAACCGACUGCCGCUGAUGUAAAACCUGAUAUUCGUCAAGCUGUAUUGGAUUAUAUCAAUCCAAAAACUUCUAAUUCUGGUCUAGAUUUAUUGAAAAAUCGUCAUAAAGAAUACAAAGUGAGUUUCCCUUUUCUUUCAGAACACCAUCCGUUUAUCGUCCUUGAAGCAUAUUAGAUUUCUGUUGGAUUACUUUGCUUUGAAAAUUUCCUAUUCAGUUAAUUAUUGUCAACAGUUAUUACGAUUAUACAAUAGUAAAUGUUAGUUUGAAGUCUAUUUCAAUUAUAUCCAUUUCUAAGUAGAACAAAGUAAAUUUGUAAAAUAGUUUAUACUAUGAUUGUUGUUUCACUUUUCUUUGUCAUACACUUUUCUAUUAUAUCAAUUGUUUGGUUUAUUUCUACUCUGGAUGUACGCUACUCUAUUUCUGAUAACUGGAAAAAUUCAAAUUAUGGGUGCUGUAUAGGAAUGGCGAUGGUGUAAUCCAGUUUUAACUUUUUUUUUAAACUUCACCCUUCAUGUAUGUAAGCAAAUGAAUCAUGCAAAUCAUAGUAUGUAACUAAAUAAAUCAAGCCCAUGUAACCAAGAGUCUAAGACAAAAUAUAAUGAAAUUUUAAUUUGUUUGUCACUGGUAUGUUGUGUUCCUGAUCAGUGGAGUUUCUUGUAUCUGUUUUUCCAUCUUUUCAAAAAAAGCUUUCUUAAACGCUCGAAUCUAAUCUGAUUGUUUUUCUAAAGUUGUCUCAAAGUUCAACAUUCCGUAUUUCUAUUGAUUAGUGAAAUUCAUAAAAUAAUAGACUCAACUUCAAACUUUUGAUAUAAUGUAGAUUUUUUCAGAAUCGUAGAAAUAUCUUAAGUAACUCAUGUAAAUAAGACACACAAAAUUAAGGGUAAAAUCUUUCAGUUUAUCAUGAGUUUGUGAAUGCUAGAAAUCAGUACAGUAGGUUAAUAACUCAACAACAAUACUUGCUGUUAAGUGUGAAUUUAUGUCAGGUGUUUAAAUGUAGUUGACAGCCUAACAUUUCAAUGUGAUCCACAGUGUCAAGUCAUUCAUACCAGUUGUCACAUUGCAACUUAAUUGAUAGGAUUCGAUCAAGAAUAAAAAGGACUGGAAAAAUGUAACACUGGUCACUAUUCAUUAGGAUGAAUUCUGUAAAAAUACGGGAUUUUUAUUUGCUGUUUGCAAACUUAAAGUACUGAUUUAUCAAAAUAAAUUAUAUUUGCAUCCUAGGUAGAUACAUUUUGUAAAAAAAUAUAUAUAUAAUUAUCUAUCAUUUAAUCAUCCUUUUAAAAUCUAUAGUGAAAAACAAAUUUCUUAAUACUUAUUUGCAGAAUAAGCAGAUUAUAAUACAUAUAAACCUAAUGUAAACAUUUAUAAAACUCAGGUAUUACGUCAUGGUGCUUCUAUCAUAUCACUUAUCGUGUGUAUUUCAGGUUCUAAAAUGUAGAUUAACGGGAUACGUUUUCUCCCCUUUUUCAAACCAUUGUCUCAUAGAUGAUGGCUAUUCCCAUAUGAUUUGAUUUGUUUAGUUGAUUUUCAUAGUUUACACCACAGACUGACCUUGGUUGCUCAGCAUUAUGAAUCAAUUGAAGUUAGAAAUGCAAAUUAUUGGGUACAAACCUACCGGUUUAAAAGUUAAGCCCACGCCGCGGGAUAUGAGGAUCCCAUAUUCGAUCCUUGGAGGGGUCGUGGCUGUGUAUUUUUGGGGAGUCCCAUACUAAUACAAAACAACUUUUCGGUGCUCCCAGGUUUUUACCGAUGGUUCAAUCGAUAUCCCUUCGUAAUGUAAACCAUGCAAUCCGAAGACCUUCAUGAACUCUCUACACUAUAUUGCAUUUUAGUAUAUUCAUUAUAUAACCAAUUAUUUCAGGCUCCAUGUUCUGAUUUGUGCUGUGUAUUUUUAGAUCCUCCAACUUCUUUUUUAACCAUUUGAUCACAGUUUUGAAUCGUAUUCUAUCUAAUACCUCUGAAUAAUCUUUUUUGUUUGACUCAGUAAAUGUAAAUCAUAGCUUUGUUGAAGAACUUAUCUGUACUAAUUCUGUUCUGUGAGUUCUAUCGUUAGGUUGGUGAAAAUUUUACUAAUACUUUAGUGGUUGGUAUUUUAGUCAAAAUACCUAUUUUUUCUAACUGAUUAACUCUAGACACAGUACGUACCUAUAACACUAGUAGGACAGAUCAGUAUUUAAACAUAAAUAUUGGUGUGUUAAGAAUUGUGUGGGUUUACGUGUAUUCAACAAGAAUCAUCCGUUUUCUGUGAAAUUCAGGUCAAAUUCAUUUAUGGGACCAAAAUAUAUUGUGCUUUGUGUGAACAUGAUAUUCUAGAUCGUUAGAGAUACAUUUUUAUAUACUUCAGAUUGUGUUUUAAGAGCUUGGUUUUCUAAAAUUAUCUCACUGUCGUCUGUUCUCAUGUUUUGUUUUUUUAAGAAGAUCCAGAGUGUAGUACUCAUUCUCUUAUUAUGUAUGGUCGCAUAAACAGCUGUACACAUGUAAUAAUGUAUGAGUAUCAAACGAGCUUGACUCAUGUUAGCUACUUUCUCAAUUUUUAUAAUGCAAUCUAUGAAAUAACUGUUUGUUAAAAAUCUUUUCAGACGUUUUAUUUGAUAAUUUAUCAAAUUAUGAAUAGUUUAUGGAAAUCGAUUCAUAUUUGUAGAAAAAUAAACGGUGUCAAAGCAGACAUAUUUCUUUACAACGAUCGAAAUAUUUCGAUCGUACUUAACGUACGGUUUUGACUUUGACGACACACAGUACGCUUUUAUGUCACCAAAUCCAGCGUUUCGAGAUGAUGUUAACGGUCAAAAAUGAUAAUAUGUACUGUGCCCGAACACGCACUGUUGAGCUUCAUCAUGAGUCAGUGUUGUUAGAGAUUGGUAGCUGACGUUCAGAGGCCCGCUCAUGACCGAAUAUCAUGAAUUUACAAAGCCCAGUUUUAUUUUUUCAAGUAUUAGUUCUAUGACAUCAACACUACUCAUUCUCUUUAGUACUUUCAGAAUUUAGUCAAUUGUAAGGUCGAAGGGGAAUGAGAAAAAUUGGAAAACUUCCUCAGUAUCCUAACCCUAUUGUUUGAAGUAAAAAUGGUGGUAAAAUGGAUUGUGCGCGAUGGCUUUCACGAUAUUAUUAUCCUGUUUAAUUUCUUACUCACUUUGCUUUUUGCCUUCGAAGGAUGAGUAUUUUAUUUAUUUAUUUAUUUAUUUGAUAUGUGAGUAAUUUUCAUAUAUACUGUUGCCAUUAUGUACAUAAGUUAGCUGCUUUGAAAGCUCGUGAUACAGGCCAACUAGGGAAAGCAAAAGAAUUAUUGGAAGCAUCAAAGUGUAUUGGAGAAGCUAUCGUGAAUAUAGAAGCUGGCAAAGAAACAUUCGAUCCAGAGACAGACUUACCUCCUCCUCCAUCGGAGUAUGAAUUCUCUAAUGAGGGGGAUCCAAACAAUGAAACUGUGAUUGCUCAGCCACCACCUUCAUCUCAGCCUGUAAAAUCGACUAUACCAGAUAUUAUGAAAACGUCUAUUGUUUGCACAGAAAAUAUCUUAGCUCGUAUAACCUACUAUAAAGAAAAAUUAAAGGAAAUAACCAACGAUGACUCAAAGAAACGUCGUUACAAUCGUAUUCUCACACGGUAUGAUGAAGGACUGAGAGCUUGUGAACGUGGAGUUACUUCGUUUGAAUUUGAAGAGUUGGUCCCACCUCCAGGUUAUCCUCCACUUACUGAUCGUUCUAAAUUAAGUAAAAAUGUAAAACUAUCUAACAAUGAUCCAAAAAUAUCUCUUGCAAAACCUAGCUCUGGGCAUCCAAUAAGAAGUAAAACGGAAGCAAUUGUUGAACUAUUAACUAAACGUCAAGAUGAGUUGAAACAAGCCGCUAAAGCUGCAAAACAAUCUGGUAAUAUUGAAUUGGCUAAAACGUACAUUCGAUCAGUUCUUGGAAUGAAUCAAAUGAUACAAGCUGCUGAAGCUGGCUUACCAAUAGAUUUAACUCAAUUACCACGGCCACCUGCACUUACUGAUUCUAAUCCAUCUAGACCUAUAUUAAGUGGAUUAAAAUGUGAUCCACCUGUAAAGUAUGCCGUUGCUUUUAAUUCUUUAUCAGGUGAUCAGUUAUUUAAAACAUACUCAGAAAUUUUAUCAGAACAAGAACAACUAAUUAACAAUUUAAUAAAUCAACAUCGUCGUAAUGGCGGUGCUAAUGCACAUUCGAUAUUAUCGAAAUUAUCUGAUUUACUUAGUGUGAAUACGUGUAUCAAGAAAUUAUUAUCUAAAUACAAUCAACAUGUAUCUAAUUUAACCGCAUAUUUUGAAUAUGCCAAUUUGCCUAAAUGUAAUUUGAAUGCUGAAUUAGCGGAUGAUAUACUUGAAGUUAGUAAUAUUCAUGGUAUAGCUUAUCCACUUCCAUCACAUUAUUCAAAUAUUGAUACUUAUGUUGAAGUUGAAUUCAGUUUAAAUAAUGCCAAUCCACCAAUGAAGUUAUCUACAAAUGUAGUUAAAUCAAGUAGUGAACCAAUAUAUAGUCAAUCAGUUAAAGAAUUUCGUGUAAAUACAAAAAGUCAUUCAUAUAGACGAUUUGUUCAAAAUAAUCGUUGUCUAAAAGCAACAGUAUAUUACAAUCGUGGUAUAUUUCGAAGCUGGGGUGUACUAGGUAUAACUGAAAUUCCUCUUACUGGACUUGUCCAAUCGGCAACCGUAACUCAUGUUGGUGAUUUGAAAGAAGGUCGUAAAGUAGUAGGGGGUCGUCUACAAGUACAAUUAAGACAACGUGAAUCACUUAGUGGAGAAACUGUUGUUUAUCAACAACAGCCUUGGCUUUUAUUAUCUGCACCGAAACAGAUUAAUGAAUCACCUAAACUUAUUGAAAUCGAAAAUUCAAAAAAUAAUCCUGUUUCAUCAUCUUCUUUGUCUACACCAAAACAGACUGAUUCGCCUAGAUCUAUCAGAAGUGAAAAUAUAAGGCAUAGCCCUGUUCCUUCAAUUUCAUCAAAACAAACUAAUUCACCUAAACCUAUCAGAAUCGAAUAUGCAAUGAAUAAUCCUAUUUCUUCUUCUUCUUCUUCUUUUGUCUCUACAAAAGCAACUAAUUCUGUUUCAUCGUCAUCAUCUCGUGUUGUUAUCGUAAGAAACAUAGAUAAUUCUUAAUUGUUUCAUUAAUUGAAUACAUAUUAUGAUACUUUAUAUUUCACUUGAAAUGUCAUGCAUCAAGAAAUCAAGUACAGAUUUGCCUGUUUUUUUUAAUCAAAUGAACAUAGAAUUACCUGUUACAAUAAUUAUUCAAAGGAUAAUUCUAUCUAUAUUCAUCCAUCAUUUCAAAGAGAUGUUUUAUGUAUAUAAUUCAUUUGGUAAUAAUGGAAUUUGUAAUAUUACAAAAUUAUUUUUCUUUCUUUUUUUUAAUUUCCACAAGUCAUUUUUGAUUUGUUUUCUUUCUUUUUUCUUUUUGAAAAAAAAAACUAUUUUCAGUAGUACUAUAAUUCUCAUUAGAUAUUUGGUUUCUUGUAUUUACUGAUUAUGAAUCAGUUAUAAGUAGUAUAUUGACAACUGGUAGGAUUUUUCAUCGGUUUAAUUUGUCACAUAUUUACGUGUGAGUAAUUUAUCUCUAGGAGUAAACAAUUUAGUACUGAUAAAAUUUCAUUCAAACUUCUGGAAAUCGUUUAUUACAAAUGAUUGAUUGACAUAAUAAUAUUUAUAAUCUAAGCUUUUGAACACUUGCGUUGGUUGAAAUAAUUGAUAGUCACAUAUUCAUAUAUCAGAAGGGGUUUUGUAAAGAUUGUAGUAAUUUCAACAGUUGAGAUCAUGAGUCAGUUUAAGCUAGACCACCAUGGAAAACCUGGAAGCACUGGACGACCGUUUCGUUCUAUUGUGGGACUCCUCAGCAGUGCGCAUCCAUGACAUAUUCAUGUGACGAUUACGAGAUGGGGAAGAUUUGUAGCUGAUGUGGAUAAUUUAGGUGGAGUUUUGUUCUAUGAGCUAUAUGGUUUGUUCGUGGAGCUUUUAUUGUUCAUCUGAACAUCAUCAUUAGCACAAACUUCUACCUGACUUUUUUUGACGAUGAUGUUGUUCAGAUGAACAACAAGAACUCCACGACCAAACCAUCCAAAUUACAGAACAAGACCACCUAAAUGUGACCAUUAUGUUAUUUUGUACAUGCGAUGUUAUUAUUUAGCAUAAAAAAUAAUGUGCAACACAUUAUAUGUCCUUCUAAUUUGAUCACGUAAUUGGGUUUUUUGCGUAUGUAAAUGCUGUUUAGAGCCCAACGUUCUUCCUGCCAACGCGUAAUAUGUAUAGGAAGUUAGUGUAAUGUUG
This is a messenger RNA of Schistosoma haematobium, 9896 nucleotides long. RefSeq names its product Coiled-coil and C2 domain-containing protein 1B. Gene Ontology annotation, biological process: regulation of transcription by RNA polymerase II. Gene Ontology annotation, molecular function: RNA polymerase II cis-regulatory region sequence-specific DNA binding; DNA-binding transcription repressor activity, RNA polymerase II-specific. The record is from RefSeq and is a predicted model, not a curated record. Gene Ontology annotation, cellular component: nucleus. The coding region runs from base 7104 to 8735 and encodes 543 amino acids. NCBI's taxonomy places the organism in Eukaryota, Metazoa, Platyhelminthes, Trematoda, Strigeidida, Schistosomatidae. The transcript is spliced from 8 exons.